Ricinus communis (castor bean) is the source of this 1322-nucleotide messenger RNA. Its product is annotated as choline-phosphate cytidylyltransferase 1. Gene Ontology annotation, molecular function: phosphatidylcholine binding; choline-phosphate cytidylyltransferase activity. Bases 235 to 1125 code for a protein of 296 amino acids. The record is from RefSeq and is a predicted model, not a curated record. The transcript is spliced from 8 exons. Lineage: Eukaryota; Viridiplantae; Streptophyta; Magnoliopsida; Malpighiales; Euphorbiaceae. Gene Ontology annotation, biological process: CDP-choline pathway.
UCAUAAAAAAGAAAGCGAUUGGCUCAUAAAAACCGCCGUCGGGAAUGACCUGAUUCCGCGUAUUAAAGAAGGUCGAGCCCCAACACGGAAAUAAAACGGGGCGGAUUCGGGUUGUCGGUUAAGAAAGAAGAAAAAGAGGAAGCCAAAGAGAAGAGAGGUGCUUGUGGUUUUAUUUAUUUAUUUAUCUAUUUUUAAAUUUCUUUUUAGAGAGAGAGAGAAGAGAGAGAGAGGGAGAUGGAAGAAGAGAAGGUAAAAAUUGCGGAGCCACCGAACGAUAGGCCGGUUCGUGUCUACGCAGACGGCAUCUACGAUCUCUUCCACUUUGGCCACGCCCGUUCUCUUGAGCAAGCUAAAAAAUCGUUUCCUAAUACAUACUUAUUGGUUGGAUGCUGCAAUGACGAAAUUACACACAAGUACAAGGGCAAAACUGUUAUGAACGAUCAGGAGCGUUAUGAGUCUCUUCGCCAUUGCAAAUGGGUGGAUGAAGUGAUACCUGAUGCUCCAUGGGUGCUCACACAAGAGUUCCUUGACAAACAUCGGAUUGACUAUGUGGCCCACGACUCCCUUCCUUAUGCUGAUGCAAGUGGGGCUGGAAACGAUGUCUAUGAAUUUGUCAAGUCUAUUGGAAAAUUUAAGGAAACAAAACGGACAGAAGGAAUUUCGACCUCAGAUAUUAUAAUGAGGAUUGUCAAAGACUAUAAUGAGUAUGUAAUGCGCAAUUUGGCUCGUGGAUAUUCAAGAAAGGAACUGGGUGUUAGCUAUGUCAAGGAAAAGCGGCUGAGAGCACACAUGGGACUUAAAAAGUUGCAAGAGAAAGUGAAGAAGCAGCAAGAGAAAGUGGGGGAGAAGAUUCAAACAGUAGCUACAACGGCUCGCGUGCAUCGAAAUGAAUGGGUGGAGAAUGCUGAUCGACUUGUUGCUGGAUUUCUUGAAAUGUUCGAAGAACGUUGCCAUAAAAUGGGGACAGCAAUCAGAGAUCGAAUUCAGGAGCAACUAAAGAAGCAGCAGUUGCUAGGUUUAACAUAUGACGACGACGACGAAGACGAAUACUACUAUGAUGAUGGAAGUGAAGAAGAGGAGGAAGAAGAAGAAGAAGAAGAAGAGUAUAGUGACUUAGACAAAUGAUAAGGCUUGUCUGUUAUCUGAUUUAUGGUGUUCAUGUAAAAGUAAGCAGAAUAGUGGUUUGGGCUUGUGUGAGGAUAGGAGAUGAAUAUGGCUAUGGGAAUUCAACCUGAAUGUUAACUUGCAGGAUCUCUGUGAAAUAUACUGAAUUGUCUUUUUGAUUUCGUAUUUUAAAAAAAAUGAAAAACGUUUCUGGGUGA